AUGGCACUAAAACGAAAGCUGCGGACGUCAGGCAAAUCGGAUAAACCAGCAGUGGUAACGCUUGAGGCUGACGAUAUCCUUCAAGUGGAGACUCCCCUCUCUGAGUGGUUCAACUGCCUUACCGCCGCCAACGGCAAAGCCAGCGUCUACGACGAACACGUGCUAUUGUCAUUGGUGGAGACAGCAGUAACGACGUUUGAGGCUCAAUACACUGAACUUGAGCAGGAAUUGGCCACAAUUAACGCCGAUAUCGAUGCUCAUAUCAAACAGCGCCAACAACAAAACCACACCGAUGAGGUCAAUCUGCUCCACAAACGGGCCUUGAAAAAGCUUAAAAAGCUUCGACGAGAGUACGGCGACGAUACUUAUGCCAAGGAAGUGGCCUGGAUGGCGAAACGGGUGGGCAUCAUGCUGGCUCAAGUGGAGCACGAUGCUAGUUUACUUCCGCCGCUCCCCUCAGUUGAAAAACCAGAGGAAACUAAUGAAGUCCACCAUCUCCAGCCGCCACCACCUACUGAUACCAUCACCGAUACCCAAUUGGACCACUUUUGCCUGACUCUCCAAGUAUUUACUGCCCACGACCCCGAGGUAAUUAUGUACCGGUUUGCCGUGCUUUACUACGGGUUUAUGGCCAUCACUGAACAAACAUACCUGUGUGUAUCGCUGGUGGUGUGUGAAGACCUGGGGGAGGAGUAUACCCACUUAGUGCUGUGUCUUGAAGGCCCGCUGUUUAUGAGAGAACAAGUGGAGGCAAUGGCGGAGUUGAUCUGCCGCUGGAUCGAUGACCUCGGCGAGAAUAUCGAGCAAUUAAGGGCAUAG
Molecule: messenger RNA, 819 nt
Organism: Diutina rugosa
Lineage: Eukaryota; Fungi; Ascomycota; Pichiomycetes; Serinales; Debaryomycetaceae
Exons: 1
Coding region: 1-819 (272 amino acids)
Source: RefSeq, a predicted model, not a curated record